Molecule: messenger RNA, 813 nt
Organism: Malassezia globosa CBS 7966
Lineage: Eukaryota; Fungi; Basidiomycota; Malasseziomycetes; Malasseziales; Malasseziaceae
Exons: 3
Coding region: 1-813 (270 amino acids)
Source: RefSeq, a predicted model, not a curated record
AUGAGCACAGAUGCCUAUGCUCCUAUUGCGCAUCUUGCACUGAACGUUGAGCCGCCUCGCACCGAAUGGAUGAAUAUGGGCUUGUGGAAAACUAGCACAUCCUCCUUUCCUAAAGCAUGCCAAGCUAAACAAUACGGGCCUUCAUGUCUACAUGGCGUGACGAGCGUGCCAGCACAUGCACAUCGCGCUCGCGAACGGCUUGGCCAUCGGGCUACUGUCUGGUGUGCCGACGUUGUUCGGUGGAUACGCUCUGAUCAGGCUACGCACUCUAUAUAUGAUGUCAUUCUGGCCCUGGACUGUGCAUAUCAUUUCAGUGACCGAGCCGAGUUCUUUCGCGACGCAUAUGCGCGGCUUGCCCCUGGUGGCACGCUAGCACUCGUAGACCUCGUCAGUGCGUGGCCAUAUCCAGUCGCCACUGACGCCACUGCCUCAAAUCUCUUCCAUGCAUCAACAUUGCCCACACCAACGCGACCGCCCUCCGCGUGGCAUAGAAUCCAGCAUUGGUGUGCAUGUUAUGUAUCCGGAUCGAAUCCACAUGCGUUUGUUUCCUUCGAUAAGUACAAAGCCAUGCUACUCGAUGCUGGCUUCGACUACAUCGAAAUGCAGGAUAUUUCACAUGACGUAUUCCCUGGCUUUUCCUCGUUCCUUCUAAGCAUAGGCGUUCACGACCUGGCGUGGCGUGGCGGAAGUGCCUGGCAAUGGCGUGCAUUGCGUGCGCUUGGCAAACUCGUUCAAACGUGGGCAAAAGGUGGCAAUGCAGCCUACGUUCGCUGUGGCUUGAUUGUUGCUCGGAAGACUCAGCCCCACAAGUAG